Messenger RNA from Ilex paraguariensis (yerba mate), 797 nucleotides. Lineage: Eukaryota; Viridiplantae; Streptophyta; Magnoliopsida; Aquifoliales; Aquifoliaceae. The record is from the annotation of a GenBank genome assembly.
GAACCUGGAGGAGUUGCGUGUCUACAAUAUGGAUUACUUGAAACAGAUAUGUGUUGGCCAACUACCACCUGGGUCAUUGGGUAAGCUGAAGUUCUUGGAAAUUCAACAGUGUAUUGACUUGAUGGAUGUACUGCUGCCAUCUAAUUUGUUGCAAAGACUACAAAAUCUGGAAGUUAUUAGUUUAAGUACCAAUUCAUUAAAAGAUAUAUUUCCAUCUGAAGGAAUAGAAGGAGGACAAAUUGUCUUGCAAAAACUUAGAGAACUAAAAUUGGACAAUCUGCCUGAACUCACGAAAAUUUGGAAUGGCCCUCACCUUGCUAUCUUUCAGAACCUCCAAAUCUUGACAGUGAUCAAAUGCAAGAAAUUGAGAAAUCUCUUCAAGUGGACUGUGGCUAUGUUUCUCGUGCAACUAGAAGACGUCUGGGUACAAGAUUGCUCUGCAUUGGAGGGAAUAAUUGGAAUGGAUGAGGUUAUUGAAGCUGACAAAAUUAUUUUCCCAAAACUGAAGAAUUUGUUACUGCAAAAUCUUCCAUGCCUCACAAGUUUCUACCCUGGAAAUGGUACUAUUGAAUGCCCUUCCUUGGAACAUCUGCACCUGCAUGAUUGCCCAUUGUUUAGGACCUCUGUUUCCGACUUCAAUAGCAGCAAGGAUAUUCAAGUUAAUAAUGAGCAGCACUCGCUCCUCCUAAAGAAAAGGCUUUCUUGAAGGUACAUACGAGUCUUGACAAAUCAUUCCAGGGGUCGGUGUGUUGAUAUUUUUGAGCUCCCUGAUAUAUACCAGCUUGGAAGGAACCUCC